AACAGCCGGCCUCCCCUGCCCAGGGCCUCUUCCGGGUUCUGGUGGAGCCUUCAGAGUGAUGCUGCUGCAGGGAGUCAAGGUGGACAUGAGAUCCGUCAUCCUCCUCGUCGUGCUGGGCUGCCUGCUGCCAUGGGAGGCCCAGCCACACAGACCGGGCUCUGCUGCCCACAGCUGCUUCUGCCAGGUUGCCGGCUACCUGGACGAUUGCACGUGCGAUGUGGAGACCAUAGACCAGUUCAAUAACCAGAAGCUGUUUCCCAAAUUGCAAAAACUACUGGAAACCGACUAUUUCAGAUACUACAAGGCGAAUCUGAAGAAGCCGUGUCCGUUCUGGAAGGAUAACAGCCAUUGUGGGAUCAGAGACUGCGCGGUGCAACCUUGUCCUACGGAUGCGGUUCCACUCGGCAUAAAAUCUCCAGGAUUUAAGUAUACAGAAACUGCUAACAUGGGUAAUGGAGAACUGGAGUGUGAGAAGGAGAAGAGACUGGGGGCCGUGGAUGAAUCCUUGAGUGAAGCGGCCCAGGAGGCGUUCUUUCAAUGGAAUCAACACGACGACUCCGCAGAUGAUAACUUCUGUGAGCACGAUGAUGAGGAGUCGCCUGAUGCAGAAUAUGUUGACUUGCUGAUUAAUCCUGAACGUUACACCGGUUACAAGGGAGCCGACGCCUGGAAGAUCUGGAACAGUAUCUACGAGGAAAACUGUUUCAAGCCCAAAGCAGUGAAACGGCCCUUGAAUCCUCUGGCGUCUGGACGUGGUGAAAAUGACGAGGUCCUGUUCUACAGCUGGUUGGAAGGCCUGUGUGUGGAGAAGAGGGCUUUCUACAGACUCAUUUCAGGACUUCAUGCCAGCAUCAAUAUUCAUCUCAGUGCAAGAUAUCUGCUGCAAGACACGUGGAUGAAUAAAAUCUGGGGCCACAAUAUCACAGAAUUCCAGACCCGCUUUGAUGCCGUUCACACCCAGAACGAAGGCCCGAGGCGACUGAAGAACUUGUACUUUAUUUAUCUCAUUGAGCUUCGAGCCAUUUCCAAGGUGCUGCCCUUCUUCGAGCGCCAGUCUUAUCUGCUGUACACAGGAAACAAAACUCUAGACCUGCAAACCAAGGAACUCCUGCUCGAUAUUCUCCGGGAAGCCAAAGACUUCCCUCUGCACUUCGAUGAAAACUCCCUUUUUGCUGGGGAUAAAAAACAAGCCGACAGAUUGAAGGAGGAAUUCCGGCAGCACUUCCGUAACAUCUCUAGGAUAAUGGACUGCGUCGGCUGCAUUAAGUGUCGGCUUUGGGGGAAGCUGCAGACUCAGGGGUUGGGCACAGCGCUGAAAAUCCUUUUCUCAGAAAAACAAAUCCAGAGAAUGCCAGAGAUCGGCCCUUCGUACGGAUUCCACUUAAAUCGUCAGGAAAUUGUGGCUCUUCUCAAUGCUUUCGGAAGAAUUUCUACAAGUAUAAAAGAAUUGGAAAACUUCAAAAGACUUCUGCAGAACGUGUGACGAGAAGGGAAGAGGAUCUGGGAGGACAGACGUUUGCACUAUCGAGGCCCUGACAUGUUUGACAAUAACUCUUGGUCAAAGUCUGAGAAUCUUACAUUCUCACUGUGAAAACUGGUCCUUGAAGGACCUUCCUGUGUAUAUUGUAAAAAAAA
Bufo bufo (common toad) is the source of this 1635-nucleotide messenger RNA. RefSeq names its product endoplasmic reticulum oxidoreductase 1 alpha (gene ERO1A). The transcript is spliced from 16 exons. Gene Ontology annotation, cellular component: endoplasmic reticulum; endoplasmic reticulum membrane. Gene Ontology annotation, molecular function: thiol oxidase activity; FAD binding; protein-disulfide reductase activity. Lineage: Eukaryota; Metazoa; Chordata; Amphibia; Anura; Bufonidae. The coding region runs from base 59 to 1483 and encodes 474 amino acids. The record is from RefSeq and is a predicted model, not a curated record. Gene Ontology annotation, biological process: protein folding in endoplasmic reticulum.